This is a messenger RNA of Rhagoletis zephyria (snowberry fruit fly), 6824 nucleotides long. RefSeq lists its product as uncharacterized. NCBI's taxonomy places the organism in Eukaryota, Metazoa, Arthropoda, Insecta, Diptera, Tephritidae. The record is from RefSeq and is a predicted model, not a curated record.
GAAUUCGAAACGAGCCCAAUAAAUAUAUUCGAGAAAUUUAUUUUCUCGAGUUCGUCUCGAAUUCGAUACGACGUCGCCCUCGAUUUGUGUUUAUUGGGGAACUACUCCGCAUGAGCAACCCAGUAGUAAGUUAAACAAAAUUUUUAACGCAUCUGGCUUCAAUAAAAACUUAUAUUUCACACAUAUCGUCAUCUAUUAGAUUUAUCCGGCACCGUAUUUCUUGUAAUUUGAGUUUUUAUUUAGUCGGAAUUAUAUUGGAAGAAUUUUUUGGAUACUUCAUCCACAAAAUUCAUCGAAAUGUCCUUGAAUGUUAAUUAGAAUGCAGCUGAAAUAUAAUAAAGUGGAGUUAAAAUUAAUAAUUUGUUCGCUUAAGAACCCUGGGUGCCUUCGUAUAUGCAUUAGUGAAUGGUAUCAGAGCCAUUUAUGUCAUCCCCCACGCCACGCAAAGGUGCCUUUAUACUCAGAAAAAAUUCUGCUAAAUCUGUUUCUCUCAACACAUGAUUUGGUAAUAGUUACCAAAUCUUGUUUUGAGAAAAAUUAUUUAGGUGACUGUUAUCUGAGUGUAUGAGCACUACUAAAUUAUUUUCAUGAUUGUGCCUCGAAGACAAUGGAAGAAAACAAUCCUUCGAGAAAACUGAUUUACUCGAGCUCGCCUCGAAUUCGAAACGAGCCCAAAAGAUAUAUUCGAGAAAUUUAUUUUCUCGAGUUCGUCUCGAAUUUGAUACUAUGUCACCCUCGUUUUUGUGUUUAUUGGGGAACUACUCCGCAUGAGCAACCCAGUAGUAAGUUAAACAAAAUUUUUAACGCAUCUGUAGUGCGAUUCGGUAACUCUUAACCAUGCAUUUCUCGAGUUGUUAAUUAAAGAUGUUUGUCCUUGUCAGUAACGAUUAUUCGAUUCAAAAACUCAUUCCUAACGACACUGAACAGGUGACUUUUUCCAUUAAUUCAAAUUGAUAAAAAGUGGCAUCUCCGCUGUUCGAAAUGUCAAAUUUGCGAAAAGCACAAAGCGGAACAGAAAAAAAAAACAAAGCCAUUUCUUCGCGCCGCUAAUUUGCGUCCACAUAUUGCAGCAAAGGGAAGUAUAAUUUGCUAUUUAUUUCCCUAUCGCGAUUUUCACGUGAACAAAUAUUCCAAAAAGUUAUAAAGCAAAACAAAACCAAUUUUUCCCAAUUUGUUUUUGUUUUGCAAGUCAAAUUAUGGGAACAAUUCAUUCACAUGAAAUUGGCGAUAGGGCUGAUUAUAUUUUACAAACAUCGUGUUAAUAUAUAUGUUGAAGCUGUAACCUCUUAGUUAAGUUUAUUUUCUGUCAUUUCGUAAUCGUCUGGCAAUACUGUUCUCGUUCUUGUCAUUCAUUUCUGUUUUGUGAUUACAUUUGUUUGUUUCGUUAAGAAUCAUUGUACGGUACUUUAAAUUCCUGAAAUUUUCUAUAAAAGGCGACGAAAACUCUUUUUAGCUUCUUCUUGUGCACAGAUAAGCGGAUGAAUAAAGCCUGUAUUGGCAUGGCGGAACUCAACUUGCUUGCAUCUGCUGUUAAGGCAAUAAAACGCAUACAUGCCCGUGUGAGAGAUGGUGGCGAUGAUGGUCGCGAUGUAUUCCAACUGCAACAGGAGCUGAAGUCGAUCGAGACACAUUUUGGGAGAUUCGUUGAUAACCAUAAUCAUCUUGUUGGAGAAGCGGCACCCUCAGAAAGGGUUACGCAUGAUUCGCUAUGGGAAACUGUGGAGGAGCUUUACGGUGAGGCAUGUAGCACACUCCACCGCCUUAUUGCGACGUCAACGGUAGAUUCCAACGCCAGUGAGGGUGCGCGCAACGUGCCUACUACGACUUUGGAUGGCUGUUCGGUGGAUCUUAAACUUGAUCCGUUGGCUAUUCCCCCAUUUGACGGGGAUAUGUGUAAAUGGUUGGCGUUCAAAGAUGCGUUUGAAACGCUUGUCCACAACUCGGCGUACCCGGAAGCAUUCAAGUUGGGUAAACUUCGCCAAGCAGUUAACGCGUCCACAGUGCCAUUAAUUGGAGGGAUAUAUUCGGGUGGCUAUCAAGAAGUAUGGAAGGCUCUUAAAGAGCGUUACGACAACAAGAAACAUCUGGCAGAAAUACACGUGUCGCGUUUUCUCAACUUAAAGGUAGCCACCCAGGAGUCAUCGCAAGCAUUGUUGGCCAUUGUUGACACUGUGCAUGAGUCGCUGCGAGCAUUGCGGGUCAUGGAGAUCCCUGUAAGUCAAUGGGAUGCAUUAGCUGUGCCUAUUGUUGUGUCCAAGCUUCCGCCUGUAACCAAGCGCGACUGGUGUAUGAAGUAUACCACCACCGAUAUUCCACGGCUGGAUGAUUUGCUGAAGUUUUUGGAAAGGCAUGCUCAUAGUCUAUCGCCUGAACCAUCGGCCGUUCUAGUGGCGCCUCGGCAGCAACGAUCGGUGAAGUCGCAUGUGGUUAGCGCUGAGCGGGCGCAGUGUGCGCACUGUGGUGCUCCGCAUCGAAUUGCUAAGUGUCCAGCGCUGUCAGCUAUGAAUAUUGAACAACGUUAUCGGGGAGUUGCCGGAAUUGUGGCCGUAGCACAAUACUAUCUUAUGCCGCGAGAGGUUCACCAACAUAGCUUCGCCUGAAUCCACGUCUACGUCACCCGUAUCAAAUACUGCACCUGGUAAGGUCCAAACAACUUCAGCUGCAUGACUAGCAGCACCUGCGACAGCCCACGCGCACAGAUAUCAGCCGAUCACCCUCCUAGCAACAGCGCGUGCAUAUGCCUUUGGAGAAGCAUCGGUUCAGCGUGUGGCUCGUAUCUUAUGCGAUCCUGGAUCGCAGGUUAGCUUCGUGACGGAUCGCCUAGCAAACUCCUUGCAGUUAUACCGACGGAAAUGUGACCUGAUGGUAGAAGGGGUAGGGGCUGCCGUCAAUACCCAAGUGAAGGGCAGCGUUACACUCACGUUGAGGUCAACGAAAACUACAUUUGAAAUGCAAAUUGAGGCCUUGGUUUUACCGUCCAUUACUUCUCCGACUCCGACGGUAAAUAUUGACGUGAACCAAUGGCCGUACUUGAGAGGGCUAGAGUUGGCGGACGAUCGGUUUGGGACGCCUGGAGUUAUCGACGUUCUCAUCGGCGCGGACGUGUGGGGGCGAGUCCUAGAGGGUGAUGUCAUCGGUGGACGACCAGACGAACCUUUUGCCCAGCGUACCCGCUUUGGUUGGGUGGUAUUUGGCCCAGCAGCAGUGUCUUUUACUUCGAACGUAUCAUCGCUCGCACUGAGCGCGUUACCGGGUGAGGAUGACGUCCGUUUAGAAGAACUGCUACACAGGUUUUGGGAGAUGGAGGAAAUUGCGAUUGCUGAUAAUCAACACGUCGACGACUGUGCCCAGAUCUUCGAAGCUACUCAUAGCCGCACUGCAGACGGCCGUUACAUUGUCCACCUAGCUCUUCGACAAAAUGUACCCAAACUUGGUGACUCAUAUGCACUGGCUGCACGCCAAUUCGGUAGACUAGAGCGUCGCUUGGUAGUGGAUCCCGGCCUUAGGGAAAACUAUGUGGCAUUCAUGCGGGAGUACGAAGCACUCGGACAUAUGGAGCGAGUCGAACCAUCGUAUCCCCAUAGCAAUUGCUACUAUAUUCCUCACCAUGCGGUUACCACCUAAUUCCGCGUGGUGUUCAAUGCUUCGGCGCCGACCAGCACGGGAGUCUCCUUAAACGAUAUUCAACUGGUGGGCCCAGCGCUUCAGGACUCGCUUAGCAGCAUACUUCUUCGUUUCCGACGUUUUCGAGUGGCGAUAACUGCCGACAUCGAGAAAAUGUUUAGGCAAGUGUUGGUUGCGCCGGAGCAUCGAGACUAUCAGAGGAUUAUUUGGCGCGAGUCCCCGGCCGACGACAUUGGCAUAUAUCGAUUGAAGACCAUUACAUAUGGCAUGGCAUGCAGUCCAUAUAACGCAGUGCGCACGUUGCAGCAAUGCGCUUAUGAUAAUUACGGUUCGGUUCCGGAUAGGCGGCAGGCGGUCCUCGCUCGAGAUGCAAUUCUAACCUCGUUUUACGUCGAUGAUUUCCUCACCAGUUGUGAGAGCGCUACCGAUGCAGUGGAACUGGCUAGAAACGCGGCCAAAUUUACGCUAAGAAAAUGGAACUCCAACGAUGGCCAGGUGAUGAGCUACUUAUCUAAUGAAUCGUCUCUUUCCAGUUAUACCUUCCAUUCUGGUGUGGCUUCCGUCUUAGGCCUAAGAUGGGACGCAGUGACGGAUCAGCUAUUUUUCCAAGUCGACCUAGACCAAUCAUCCGAGGCUCCCACGAAGAGGCGAGUACUUAGCGAGGUGGCGCGUCUCUUUGAUCCCGCUGGGUUAUUAUCACCUGUCGUUGUAACUGGAAAGCUGUUCAUCCAGAGGAUGUGGGCUGCGGGGCUAUCGUGGGACUCACCACUACCUGACGAUCUUCGCAACGGAUGGCUCGAGUACCGCUCCAAGCUGGAGGGGCUCAAUAAGAUCCGCAUCGACCGUUGGAUGGGCAUGAUUCAACGUGUUCAGACAACGUUGCACGGCUUUUGCGAUGCCAGCUCACAAGCAUAUGCUGCCGUUAUCUAUACGAAGACCGUCGACGUAGGCGAUGUUGCACACAUCUCACUUCUGACCGCACGCACGAAGGUGGCACCUCUGAAGGGCGCUACUAUACCCCGCCUGGAACUGUCGGCAGCACUACUGUUGGCUGAAACUAUUCAGAAUGUUCGGGACUCACUGGGCUUAAUGGAUGCUCCAUACUAUUUGUGGUCGGACUCGGCGAUCGUUUUGUGCUGGUUGAAGAAGCAUCCAACAACACUUAAGCCGUUCAUAUCCAACCGGGUUCGGGGGGAACUGACUUCCCCCGACCGAUGGUACCACGUUCGUUCAGCACAGAACCCUGCUUAUUGUGCCAGCAGAGGCAUUACACCCGAAGAACUCUUAGUUCACCCGCUUUGGUGGCAUGGACCUGAUGAGCUAGGCAGCGCUCCCUCAAACCAGCCCGAGAUCCCUCUUAGCCAGGACGAGUCGGUUGAGCUCCUUGCCGAAAGGCGAAGUAUAUGUCAGUCAAUGGUACUCCUCGCGCAGCCUUUGAAUACCCGUCGCCCAGAUGGACACAUUAUGUUAUUGACCACCCGUUUUAGUUCAAUUCAACGCCUGCUGGAUACAGUGGCCAUCAUGCUGCGCUGGUUGAAAGGGCGUCGGCACUUUCGUCAACCUGUGGUCAGCGCCCAGGAACUAGAUGACGCCCUGUACACGCUUAUCCGUCGAGAGCAAGGGGAACACUUUGCCGCUGAGAUUAGGCAGUUGAAGUCCCGUUCAGGUUUGUCCUCCUGCACUAGAAUACUCUCAUUGAAUCCAUUUUUAGAUGAGAACCACAUCCUUCGGGUCGGAGGGGAAUACAUAAGGCCGACCUGGAACAUGACCAGCGAUUCCCGAUCAUAUUGCCGAAGUCGACUCCCUUGUUGCAGCCUUUAAUACGUCAGGCCCAUGAGGCAACGCUACAUGGAGGAACGCAACUCAUGCUACAUACCCUCCGUCGCCGGUUUUGGAUCCUGAAUGCCAGGCAGGCGGUCAAGAGUUUUAUCCACAAGUGCGUAUUAUGCCGCCGUCAUAAGGGAGAGGUGUUCAAGUAGCAAAUGGCUCCACUACCCGGGCAGAGGAUCAAACCCGCGAGGCCGUUUGUGUCAUCUGGGGUAGACUACUGUGGCCCUUUUACACUGCGGGUCGGCACGAAGCGCUCUCGCACGGUCAUCAAGACGUACCUAGCCAUCUUCGUAUGCAUGGUCACCAAGGCCGUGCACAUCGAAGUAGUGGAUGAUCUAUCCGCACAAGCGUUCCUCGACGCCUUCACCCGUUUCGUCUGCCGACGAGGUCCCUGCCGCGACCUAUACAGUGAUAAUGGCACUGCCUUUGUUGGUGCUAACAGACUCUUACGCGAAGACCUAGCCGCAUGGCAUAGUGAAAACAACCAGCGAUGGUUAGCAGACUCGGGUACCAAUUGGCACUUCAUUACACCUAGUGCGCCGCAUCAAGGUGGGCUAUGGGAGGCGGCUGUUAAGUCGGCAAAGCAUCACUUGGUCCGCUGUGUGGGUUCGCAAAUCAUGUGGCAUAGACAAUGGCAGACAUUGGCUACCCGGAUAGAAGCAUGCCUGAACUCACGCCCAAUUACCCCCCUGUACGAAGACCCGGAAGAGAAGUUCGCGCUGUCGCCUGGUGAUUUCCUGAUUGGGGCUCCGCUGAUAGCAGUCCCGGAGGCAGACAUUCAACAUAUUCCAAACAACCGACUGAAACAAUGGCAAUGGGUACGGCAGGUUCAACAAGUGUUUUGGCAGCGGUGGAGUGAGGAGUAUCUGACCACUCUGCAGAGGCGCCACAAAUGGCAUCGGCGCACCACUAACAUAAGGGUCAAUGAUAUCGUACUCGUCAAGCAUGAGAACUUGCCUCCGACUCACUGGCGCAUGGGUCGCGUCGUGGCUGUACAUCCUGGGGCUGACGGGGCGGUUCGCAAUGUCACAUUAAGAACUUCCGGCGGAUGCAUGACUCGAGCUGUUCAGAAGCUGUGCCUCUUACUGGAGCCUGAGGAUUUCGAGUCAACCGACUCGACCGGGCAGGAUGUUGAAGCUGUAACCUCUUAGUUAAGUUUAUUUUCUGUCAUUUCGUAAUCGUCUGGCAAUACUGUUCUCGUUCUUGUCAUUCAUUUCUGUUUUGUGAUUACAUUUGUUUGUUUCGUUAAGAAUCAUUGUACGGUACUUUAAAUUCCUGAAAUUUUCUAUAAAAGGCGACGAAAACUCUUUUUAGCUUCUUCUUGUGCACAGAUAAGCGGAUGAAUAAAGCCUGUAUUGGUAAAUUGUCAA